Portunus trituberculatus (swimming crab) is the source of this 1410-nucleotide messenger RNA. RefSeq names its product histone acetyltransferase KAT6B-like. Lineage: Eukaryota; Metazoa; Arthropoda; Malacostraca; Decapoda; Portunidae. The record is from RefSeq and is a predicted model, not a curated record. The transcript is spliced from 3 exons. The coding region runs from base 136 to 780 and encodes 214 amino acids.
CAUUUUUCAGGGGUUUUCAUUCCAGAUUCAAGUGUUUCAACAGCAAGAACAAAAAAAAAAAAAAAAAAAAAGAAAUCAGAGAUAUCAUUAUGCACAAAAGGAAAUUUGAUUAUGAAUGAACAAAUACAGUAAAUUAUGGUGAUAGCAUCAAUACACAGUGGACCCUCGGACUUGGAACACCUCAGAUUUGGAACAAUUCAUACAUGGAACAAAAAUUUCAAUAAUUUUUACUCAGUGACGGAACAAAUUUUUGGACGUGGAACAAUCUGCCAAAUCUGGUUAAGGAUGGCAGCGUUGUUGGGAGAUGAUGUACGUGUCAAGUUUAAAAACAUAAAAAAUUACUUCCUCCAACAACAAAAAAAAUACCAGAAGACUCCAAGAGGACCUUUUUCACCCAAGAGCAAGUGGCAUCUCUACGACAUUGCCUCGUUUUUAAGUGACUCUGCGCCUGACACUGAAACCAAAUUAUCCUGGGAAAUGAUGGAGCAAUGCACCAACGAGCUCAAUUCAUCAAAACACACCACAGACCCGUCGACCAGGCAAAGUAAAAAAAAAAAAUUAGAAGAAAAGGAGGAGGAGGUUCUGAAGAAUGUGAACAGUUAUUUUAAAGCAAAGUUAGAAAGAAAAAGUAAUAAUAAUUAUGAUUAUGCAGAAUCUGCUGGCAAUCUUGUGACAGUUACUCUCAAACAGUUACCCUUUGUCGAGCAGUGUAAAUUAAUGAAAAAAGUCCAAGAUGUACUUAGUGAAGUCUGCAGUGAACAUCUUUCAUCAGUACAAUAAAGCCAUGUUUUGUUAUGACACUUUCCACUUCCCUCUGUGUCUUGGAUAUCAUUUUGGUACAGUAAUGAAGAAGGUCCAACCUUUAGUUACUGAAGCCAGUUAUAAACACUCAGUAAAAAUACCUCCAUUGUUAAUAGACUCCUUCUUGUAUAAUUUCUUUUUUCUUAGUAAUAUAUAAGAUAAGUAGGUAGUAAGUAUGAAUAAGUAAUAAUAUAAGAUUUCAUGUCUGAUUACCAAAAAAAUUGCAUACCUAAAAAAUUCAUGUUUUAUCUUCCCCAAACUUCUUAAAAAGAAAAAAAGUAAAGAAGAAUAUCAUGUUUUAUUUUGCUAAAACUUUCUUUAAUGAAUUGAACAAAUGGUUUGAUAAUAAGUAAUGCUUUAAAUCUUUCCUUUCAUUUGGCUGGAAAUUAUUAGUUAAACUACUCAACUACUCUAAGUAUAAAAAUAUGUCCAUUAUUAUCACAGUUCUUGUUUAACUUCUUUUUUGUUAGUAAUAUAUAAGAUCUAAAAGAUUUCAUGUCUGAUCACCAAAAGAAAAAAAAAAGUACAUAAAAAAACAAUAACAGAUUUUCAUAUUUUAUUGUCUUCAAAUUUGUUUCAAGAAAAGAAAAAGAGAGAAAAAAAAAAGAA